Messenger RNA from Sycon ciliatum, 6365 nucleotides. Its product is annotated as DENN domain-containing protein 4C-like. NCBI's taxonomy places the organism in Eukaryota, Metazoa, Porifera, Calcarea, Leucosolenida, Sycettidae. Gene Ontology annotation, molecular function: protein binding. The transcript is spliced from 36 exons. The coding region runs from base 342 to 4649 and encodes 1435 amino acids. Gene Ontology annotation, biological process: regulation of Rab protein signal transduction. The record is from RefSeq and is a predicted model, not a curated record. Gene Ontology annotation, cellular component: cytoplasmic vesicle.
UAAUUGGGGCACUUCAGUCAGGCUACGAUCUACGCAUAGCGUAUUGCAGUAUACGCAUAGUCUCUUCUCCUGGACGUGUCCAGGUGUCGCUUUGAGUGAAAGAUGAGAUGAACAGCGUCAUCUGGUCAAAGGAUUUUAUGUUUGUUUGUUUGUUUUGUCAAAUUGACUUUCCAGCCUUUUGGCUUUGUAGUUUUGCUUUUGGAAAAGGCCAUAAAAGAGGCGACAGGCCUUGGUCCUGAGACGAACCCAUGCUCAGUGUAUUUUGAAUUCAAAUCUAAACAAAAGAACGUGUUCAGGCUUUGCCAAUUUUUAUUUCUCCCAGCCUUGCAUUGGCGUAUGAUAUGGCCCAUUGCCGACGAAAUGUUGCAGAGUAUUUUGUCGUGGUUGGACUGAACGAGUCCUCUCAACGAUGCGAUGCCAAUGGCGAAAUUCAGGAGUCAGUGGGCGAUGGUCCGGAGCAGAUGGAUUUGCCAGUACUGGCCGAGCCUAUCACGGACAUUUCAGUAGUAUUUGCUGGCAGCGGCGAGCGACUGCCAUCUGACUAUCAGUGUAUAACCCAGACACCUGGGAAACACUCGGCCUGUCUGAACCAUGGGUCGUCGAACGCCUCCAAAGCAGUGUAUAUCUGCUACAAGCGAGGUCGUGACAAUGCUCCACUCACGGAUAUCGACAUCGCGUAUCGCUCACCCCAGCUUGUGGACUAUCAAGUGAUCACAUCAAGUGUGAUGUCACAUAAAUCAGCGGACAUCAAUCACUCACCGGCCUCAGCUGCCACGUACAUGGCAUAUCGGCGUGCGCCGCUCACCGGUGUAGGCAGUGGUUAUCAUUUCUACGGCAUGGCUCUGACCGAUCUCUGCCUGAUCAACGGCAGUAAGAAUGAGCCGGUGCCACGAGGUUUCACAAUGAUCAACAAAGCCAUCCAUGGUGGCUUGACUGGUCCGACUUUUUACUUAUGCUACAAGAAGUCACUCAUCAAGCCACAUGCUGUGUCUUAUCGGGCGACUAUUCUGCAUCGGUUUCCGCUGGUCGACUCCGAGGACUUUCCUCUGCCCGAGUCUGUGCCUCUGUUUUGUCUCCCACUCGGUGCCAGUGUGGAGAGCUGGAGUGACUCCGUGGCACAUCCGCUACCGACCUUCUCCUCGUUUGUGCUCACUGGUGCUAUUGGUGAGAAGGUAUACGGCGCGGCCGUUGUGUUCUACGAUGAGUUGCCCCUGUCCAAACAAACAUUGGCCAUGCGACGGGUGCUAUUCGGAACGGAAGCCGAAACAUCUACCCAGCGGUUGUUCUGUAACAAGGCUAUAUGCAUCCUGUCUCGCUGGCCGUUCUUCCAAGCGUUCAAAACCUACCUCUCCUCUCUGUACCGUAUCUCCAUAUCCGGACCAUCGCCCAUUCCACUGGAGAGAUACAUCUCUAAUUUCAUGAUUGACGUUCCGUUUCCAUCGUCAUCCCGACCCAGAGUACUGAUACAGCUUGGCCCUGAGUCAGUACUUUUAUCUCAGCCAGUCAAGACAGCACUGCCCCUGAGUGGUGCAACCCAUUCGAUUCUGUUACGAUGUCUUGAUGCCAACAACUUAAUGACAUUGCUGGCACUAGUCUUACUUGAGUACCAGAUCAUAUUACAUUCAGUACGGCCGUCGCUGCUCACGUCGUUUGGUGAGGCACUCUGCUCGAUCCUGUUCCCGUUCAGUUGGCAGUGUCCGUACAUACCGCUGUGCCCGUUGGCACUGGCCAGUUUCAUCCACGCACCAAUGCCCUUCCUUGUCGGUAUCGACUCUCGUUACUUUGACCUGUACGACACUCCUGAAGACUGUGUGUGCAUCAACUUGGACAACAAUACCAUAGCUCAUUCUGGUUCAUCUCGUUCCGUGUCCGGUCAAGUCUUGCCCAAGAAACCAGCACAGCAACUCAGCCGAACUCUGAAGCAGUUACAGACGCAAGUGCCCCUCAGCACAGACCUAGACAGUGAUCUAGCAGUGGCUGUGGUACCACCACCGUCCGAUACUCAGGCACCGGCCAAGUCUGAUUCGGCGUCGCUCAACUUGUCUAUCCGUGAGGCGUUCCUCCGGUUUCAUGCUCAGCUUCUGGGUGGAUACAGUGCAUUCCUGCGACCGCUGACCCGUGCUCCUUCCCAGGCGUCAACGGAUAUUUCACAACUCUUUGAUCUUCGAGGGUUUCUGAAGAGUCGGCCCAGCCAGGAGCACUCCUUCUUCACCAAGUUCUUCCAGACGCAGAUCUUCAGCAAUCUCAUCGAACAGAGAUCUUUCACAUCCUCUGGCGACUCCGGCACGUUAGCGUUCUUUGACGAGUGUGUCAUCAAUGCAGAUAAGCCGGAACCGCUGGUCAAGCUCAGCGUCAAUGACAAAUCUAGUUCAAGCAUGACAGUGGUAGCCACACCACCAGACCUCUCGGGUCUUGAGGACAAAGACUACACGUAUGAGACAUUCACACUUGAUGAGCGUCUGUUCUCAGCACCCAAACCGCCCACCGCCAAUGUACGCACCGUGGCAGAAUCAUCACCGCCAGCGUCUGUAACUACCGAUUCACCAGCACAGUCUGUCUUUCAGCGGACUACGGCCGAGAGGGAAAAGAGCUUGCAGAUGGCAGUGCAAGAUUCGGAAUCUCCACAAGCCUGGGCAAACUAUCUGUAUUCGCAGGUGUUUGCACUGUGGUUCAUACAUCUUCCGGCGUUCGCUCACUGUCAUCCCUUCAAGCGUGAAGCACUCAGCUUAGCGUUCCGGGUGUUUGAGAAAAUGGAUGAGCAGCGUGUUCGCUUACCUGAUGAAGUCUCAUACCGUGUCCUCAUGGAUCUCUGCGCCAAAUUAGGUCAUCCCAUGUUAGCUGUGCGGGUGCUGAUGGAAAUGCGGCGUGUAUCGAUCACUCCGAACGCUGUCACCUACGCACAUUACAACAAGGCGGUGCUGGAGUGUGACUGGCCAAGCAAGGCUCACCUGUGGCGUACACUACGGAACGUCCUCAACGUCAUUGUGCGGCUCAAGCGACUGCUGAAGGAGAAACGUGACGGGCAGGCGGCACUGAACGCACUAGCGUCUGCUGAUGCUGCUAGCAUUGAGAUAGCUAGGAAGAAAUCCAAGGUUCCCGACCUGGGUGUUCGCCGGACUAGUUCAUGUUUCACGCCCGACACACAGCUGCAGCUCAACAUGAGUAGCAGCGUCGGUUGUGACACAUCGCACUCUCCCGUCAGGCGUCAUCGUCGCCAAAGCAGCCUGAGUCUGUCACACGAGGCGGGUGUGAGCGAAGGGACAAUCACGUUGCUGGCACCGAACAGUCAGAACGUUGGUGCUGGUGGUGGCGAGUGGCCGUCAUCAUUCUCUGCCACUCCGUCAAUGGAGAACGUCAGUGGCUGUUCUAGUACUAUGGAAAGCAGUGAGGAGCAGACUAGUGCCCACAGCGGCAGGUCAGUCUUCGGCAGUCCGAAGACGCAUGCCAACCUCGACCUCUCGUCCUCCUCCCUAGGAGGUAGCCGUACGGCGAACUCGUCGCCGACCAAGAUGCGCAAGAACUCCACCGCACACUUGCACAGCACGUUCUCUGCAUUGGCAUCUGGUCUGCGUCAUGUUGGUUCAGCGCGGAACAGUCUGACAAUAGCGUCACAUGUACCUCGUAUGGCCCAUGUUGAACCCGGGACAGAGAUAACGGCAGGUAUACGUAUGUCCUCAUCGGUACGCUGUCACCAAUGUCACUGUGUUCUCUAUGAUGAACAAAUCAUGUCACGGUGGAAAGCGGACGAUUCCAAUCUCAACACAUCGUGUUGUUACUGCGGCAAGUCACUCGUCUCCUUCCUCAUCAUCCAACCAGAGUGCUACGACCAGCGCUUGUCUCUUCCCAACAUUCCGUCUGACCCGACCUCGUCACCGCCCGGGUUAAGCAUCGACUCGUUUGCCGCUGGCCCGACACAGCACGUAUCCGUCGAGAAGCAGUCGUUACCCCAGCUCAGCGUGCCCUUUCUUAGUCCACUGCUGCUGCGUAAGGAGUUUGAAACUCUUCUGGCCAACGACGGAGUGGAUGUGAUGCUGACGUCCAGUUUCGUCGACCAGCAUCCCGUCAUCUACUGGAACCUGUUGUAUUUCUUUGUUCGUCUCAACCUGCCCAUCAAGCUGGCUUCACUCUACGCAGGCUCAAUGCAAGCACAGUCAUGCAACGUUCGACCAGGUUCCGUCUCCGUCCAUCUGGUCUGGCACAUUCCCAUCGAAUCCGACGUGUCACUGCCCUUCUAUCAGCGAUGGCUUAGCCGAGGAAUGCAGCAAAAUGUGAUCCAAAGUCUGGAACGAGAUGAGCUCUCCAGUCAAUUACAGUCCCUGGCAGCUCGGUUACAGUGUGGAGACUACAACGCGCCAAUGGCUGCUAUGCUCAAGGAGAGGCUGACAGCGCGACGUGGCUCAUCAUCCACCGGUACCGGCACUGCUGGUAAAUCUGACCCCACUGUCUUUCGGUCCGUGUACUGGGAGUUGCUCUGUUUUCUGGCAGUUGUACGCGGCACCAGCUUAGAUCUAGGCAAGUUUGAUCGUGAAUACUCCCGUGCUGUCGGUCGUCUGUCCAAAGACAUGUCCGUUGAACUGCGUCAGGAUGAUCAUGGACCCGAUGCGCACGCUCUGGCGUUUCGUUCUCGAUUCGGUGCCAUCAGUAUGUAGGUUGAUGCUCUCGAUGUUGGCCGAUCUGGUGUACGUCCCAGCUCUGGCAAUCUGGUGUACGUCCUAGCUCUGGCGUGCGUGCUAGUGAUGACGCUGGUUCUUCAGCCACGCAGUGUGUGUGCGUGUGUGUGUGUGUGUGUGUGUGUGUGUGUGUUAGUCAUGACAUGGAAUUGUCAUCAAGAUAGCCGUGCUAAUGACAGCAGCACUCCAACACACGUGAGCAGUCUGUCCUGCACAUCACGCCGUCUUCUCCGUAGCGGUGAUGCACGCUCUCUCUCUCUCCACGCCACGGUGAUCAUGAAGACGUUGCUCGAUGGAGAGAGUGUGCACGUCGCGUCAUGUUUCUCGUAUCUGUAACCGGGACUGUGCAACGUCACCUUAGUGUUCUGACUGCCUCCGUGCACACUGCAUGCACAGUGCAUGCGCAGUGCUGGCUGGCGUUGUGGCUUGAUCAGUGUUGUUGUUGUUGUGUUUACUGUCAGCUUGUCUAUGAUGUGUAAGGAAAGUGCCAAUGUCUGAUUACCCUCCAUCGCUUGAGUGCACAUACAUGUAUCCCACCACACGGGGUCUGCUUGUGUUCGUAUGAUAUCGCUUGAGCGUACAUACUAUAUCACACUGCGCCUGAUUGGGUGGUAUAUCACUUGAGCGUGCAUCCUAUGUCACACUGGGUCUGAUUGUGAUCACCCCGGUGUGUCGCAUUCUCACCCCGUCGUGUGAACAUGUUGAUGCUACUAGUACUAGUACUAGUAGAUGCCACACUGUCAGUUCCACUCUGACCAUGGUAGACGCCCUUAAGGACUGGAAUACAGACGCAGUCCGCUGCCAACAAUAUACUAGCUCUUAGCAAGUUGUUUCUUCAGUGUUUAGCCCGUAGCCUGUUGUCACCUUUUGCCUGUGUGUGCCCACAUGCCUAUGAUAAUCAAGUAUCUCUCUAAUGAUAUCGUCCACAGUACCCCAUUAUAGAGAGACGUAGCCCCCCCCCCCCCCCCCCUCACCCUGCUCUUCACUUUGAAACACUGCAGUUGUUUAAAUUUAGCCUUAUUUGGUCGUCGAUUCUAUUUAUGGAGUAUAACCGACCAACCAACAUCCCCGUCGUUUUACGCGGAUUAAUUUUUUUAGUGGUUGUUGAUAGGCGUGGUAAUGCAUGGUCAUGGUUGACUUGUGCGUCUGUCUGUCUCUCUUGCUGUUAGCUACAAUGUGCUCUUUCUCUUGCUCCGGUGCUGCCCAGCCUUCUCUGCGGUCAGUUUUUACGCAGUGUGGACACAAAGAAGGGCUUUUCUUCACUUUUCUGCUACUUUGUCUGGCCUAAUGCUGGCAGCCGUUCGGACGGUACUGACCUUGCAAUGGCUUCGGCCUACCUGCUUUCGCACCCGUACAAACAUGCACACACACACACACACACACACACACACACACACACACACACACACACACACACACACACAAGCACACACACAAGCACACGCACAUGUUUUCUACCACUGCUCAACUUUCUCAUCUUCUGUGUUUUCUCUUGUUUUUCUCUGCUUUUCUCUGUUUUUGGAAGAUGCUGGAUUUUAUUUAUUGCACGCGCACACAGCUGCUUUUAGACACGCAUUUUAAACUUGCUCACUCUGUCCGUGUUGUGAUCCGCUGGCCGGUUCAUGAUAGUCCUGCUGUCUAAGUUCACUUUCUGUCCACGUCCGACAUUGUAUAGGAGCAAUCCUGCUGUUUUAA